AUGCUCGCCUCUUUCAAUGACUUUCGGCUGCAGGGUCUUCUCAGCGACAUCACAAUCAAGCGGACGUUUCACUAUGAGAAGAGCUUUUUAAAACACAGGAGCACAUACCACGGCAUGGCGGCGGAAAUGGUCCAUCGCUGUGAGAUUUGUCAGCAAACCUUCGCCAACCGCAGUAACAUGAAGACCCACGAGAGGCACGUGCACAGCUCAGAGAGGCUGUUCUCCUGCAUCAUCUGCUCCAAGACUUUCAAGAGGAAGAAAGACGUGGUCCGCCACCAGAGACAGGUCCAUGAGCGCGACAACCAAAAGUACGUCUGCAGCGUCUGUGGAAAAUCGCUGAGCUGUAAAGCAGGUUUACAGUUACACGAGCGGAUCCACAACGGAACCAAGCCAUAUCAGUGCUCUUUGUGUGAGUCCAAGUUCACCCAGAAAACUGCCCUCAACAUGCACUACAGGACUCACACUGGAGAAAGGCCGUUUGCCUGUACCAUGUGUGACUCCAGGUUUACGCAGAAACACAUGUUGACCAAUCACAUCCGCUCACACACAGGAGAGAAGCCAUAUAUGUGCGAACUGUGCGGUAAAAGUUUUUCGUCUCGUGAAUAUUUGAGGCACCAUUUGAACAUCCACACCGGAGCAAAGCCGUUUAAGUGUGAGCACUGUCAGCGGGGCUUCUCACAGAGGAACUCUCUCAACCAGCACUUGAAGAUACACACAGGCGAUCGUCCGUACAGCUGUACGUCCUGUGAGAAGCAGUUCACGCAGCUCAACGCUCUGCAGCGGCACCAGAGGAUCCACACGGGGGAGAAGCCCUUCAUGUGCAACAUGUGUAACCGCACCUUCACCGAUAAGUCCACCCUGCGCCGACACACCACCACCCACUCCUCCGAUGCUCCGUGGACCUCAUUCCUGGUGGUCCUGGAAGGAAACAUCGAAGACAAGAGACUACCGUCCGAACAAAAGAACAUAGCCGCGGACAACAAGAGCAAGAAAAGUCCCGAAAGAAGGACGGAAGACGAGGACGAGGGCGUGAAACUCCAGACUCAACCCGAAACCACCGAGUCCUCCACCGAGGCCUCCACCGAGGCCACCACCGAGGCCACCACCGUCGCCAUCCCGCCAGACUGGGCCAGCCACGGAGCCAUCGCUUUGGUAAGCCAUGCCGCGCUGGGAGGUCUCACGGUCAUCCAGACGGAGAUCCCAGCAGGGACCAAGCUACAGGAGAUGGUCACCAGCGACAGCACCGGAGCCCACCUGCUGACCUUGGCCGAUUCAGCCGUGACCGCGCCGUUCUCCUUAGCCUCCACCAUGGGUCAGUCCAUUUCGGCUACGGAUAUCCCCACCGUUAGCAUUGCGAACGGUGCGCUCACGAUCGUGUCGGAGAGCCAGUCGGUCUGUACUCCAUCUGUGCUGGAAGUGGCGGCUUCACAGACUAUUUUGGCCUCAGACACGGACGGCAAAGCGAACGACGAGGACAUCUUGGUGCCGAAUGCAGAGAUUGAAACGGUGGUGGAAACAGAGGCCAGUGUUGAGAUGGAGGCAGUUAAAGAGGACGAUGAAGAUGAAGAAGGAAAGAAGCCAUGA
This is a messenger RNA of Knipowitschia caucasica, 1584 nucleotides long. The record is from the annotation of a GenBank genome assembly. NCBI's taxonomy places the organism in Eukaryota, Metazoa, Chordata, Actinopteri, Gobiiformes, Gobiidae.